Xenia sp. Carnegie-2017 is the source of this 2801-nucleotide messenger RNA. RefSeq names its product frizzled-8-like. Gene Ontology annotation, molecular function: Wnt receptor activity; Wnt-protein binding. NCBI's taxonomy places the organism in Eukaryota, Metazoa, Cnidaria, Anthozoa, Malacalcyonacea, Xeniidae. Gene Ontology annotation, cellular component: plasma membrane. Gene Ontology annotation, biological process: canonical Wnt signaling pathway; non-canonical Wnt signaling pathway. The transcript has a single exon. The record is from RefSeq and is a predicted model, not a curated record. The coding region runs from base 278 to 2017 and encodes 579 amino acids.
ACAAAAACCUCGCUGUUUCAUUAAAUUUAUAAGGCGUAUAUUUGAUUAGAUACUGUUGCUGACGACCCUGAUAAUACAUUUCACACGAUAGUGUCAUACUGGGCUCUGAAGUGAACAUUGUCUAAUUCACACGCUUCGCUGCCUAAAUGACACCACGUCGUGUUGUGAUUGGCCAACUAAAUCACUUAUCGAUAUUGCCCUAAUGGUAUGACAGCCAAAAUCGUAAAGACGAAGCUUCAGUAUGCAUUGUCAAUAGUGCUUUGGGACAAGCGUCGCGAUGAGUGGACAGCCUUCAACAUUGUUUAUACAUCUUCGUUUAAUUCUCUUGAUCCCUGUGUUGGCUUUUCAUUUGUCUUACGCAUUGGAUAGACCACAAUGUGUAGAAAUGACGAUACCGCUUUGCCACGGCUUGGGUUAUAAUAAAACUUAUUCACCAAACCGAUUUUUUCACGAAGAUCAGAAGGAAGCAGCCAGCGAAGUUCAUCAGUUCUGGCCGCUCGUUAGCAUCAAUUGCUCGCCUGUUUUUAAAUUCUUUUUGUGUUCCUUGUACGCACCUGUUUGUGACGAACACUUUGGCCACGAUCUUGUGCCUUGUCGUAGCGUAUGUGAACAGUCAAAGAGAGGAUGUUUGUCUUACAUGCAACAAUAUAGCUUUAAAUGGCCAGAGAAGAUGAAAUGUGAGUUGUUUCCCAAUAGAAAGGAAAAUCCGUUGUGUAUGUAUAAAGAGGAAGAUAACAGCUCGUCUUCAAAUCCAACGGGAACAUAUCACUCGUCGAGGAACAAGAAUAAUCCACCAAUAACAGUUACAAUAAUGUCGCGCAACAAAAUCCACAAAACAAACUCUCAUAAAGAUUCGACUGAGACACCAUUUAUCAACGCGUUAUAUAAUUCUUCGAACUGUCACUGCGAAUGUGUCGAGCCAUUUCGACGCGUCGAGCCGCGACUAAAACGCAACAUUGGGGACGUCAAGAACUGCGCUUUACCAUGUCGAGCAUCGCUCUUUAACAAAGCGCAAAAGGAUUUUGCAAAGGUUUGGAUCACUUUGUGGUCUUCUCUAUGUUUCCUGUCCACCUUUCUAACGAUGGCCACAUUCUUUCUAAACACUGCUAGAUUUCGUUAUCCCGAGAGACCGGUGAUUUUUUUAUCGGGAUGCUAUUUUCUGAUGUCUUUUGGAUACAUCCUACGUCUGAUAGCGGGAGAGGAAUCCGUCAUCUGCGACGAUAACGAUCUUAUCACGUACAAUGCCACAAGCCCAGCUUUGUGUACUAUAGUUUUUUUACUAAUUUAUUUUGGUUGCAUGGCAUCGGCGCUGUGGUGGGUCAUUCUCUCAUUUACUUGGUUCUUAUCGGCUGGUUUAAAGUGGUCGAACGAAGCAAUAGCAAACGUCGCUCAAUACUUUCAUAUCGUUGCUUGGAUUAUACCUUCCCUUCAAACCAUUUUAGUUUUGGCAAUGUCCAAGAUCGAUGGCGACUCUUUGAGUGGCAUUUGCUCAGUUGGAAACCAAAGUGAAGAUAGCCUCGUUGCGUUUAUCAUUGUACCGUUGGGCAUUUUUCUUACGAUCGGCUCGGUAUUUCUUCUUACCGGUUUUGUAUCCUUGUUUCGAAUUCGUAAGACGAUGAGAAGCGAUGGAAACAACACCAACAAAUUAGAAAAGUUGAUGGUUCGCAUUGGUGUGUUCUCUGUGCUGUACACGGUGCCAGCAACGGUCACGAUAGGUUGCUAUUUCUACGAACUGUCGAAUCGCCCAAAAUGGGAGAAAUGGAUAAACUGCUCCCGCACACCGUGCGCUCGCCCGAAAAAACUCGAACCGGAAUUUUCUCUAUUCGUUGUGAAAUAUUUCAUGUCGCUCGUCGUUGGAAUAAGCACCGUAUUUUGGAUCUGUUCCAUGAAAACGUUGGAAUCAUGGCGAAAUAUGAUAAAGCGGUUGUUUAGGGUGUGUUUUUCAAAGCGAACAAAGCUGCAAGAAUCACCUGAGCAAGUGGCGUUGCGCGAGGAUAAAAGCAAAAGUUUCGUAUGAUGAAGUAUUUAAAAAUAACGUUUUAAAUUAGCUUAAAUCCAUCGAGAUUUUCAUUGUAAGAAGAAAUCUCUCAUAGGACAAGCAAACUUUACUUGUAAAAUAUUCAUUGUUUGGGCGUUUGACUUUGCUGUUGGUAUAGCAGGUAUGGACGCUAUUAGGACAUAUUAAGUGUUUUAGCUUAGAAAUUCGCUGUCAUUAUUUCACUCUACCGUCGUGAAAAUAGAAGUAAUCGGAAACAUUGUCGUUUUAAUAGUUCUAUCGACGCAAUGUCGUUUAGGACCACAGGGUAGAUGGUUGCUACAAUAUAAUUAUAGCUGACAACAUAAAGACCUUUUUGUACGUGUAUAUAAGCUAGACGUAAAUAUCAAGCAUUCGAUUCCGUUUUUUUGUUCGCUCGUCCAAUUCAGACAAAAUGGCCUUGUUUCAAAGCAAUGCUGUAGAACAAUUUAUCAGAUGGGGGGCUCUCUUGACGAAGCUAAAGCCAUGAAUUUAUGAAAAAUACCCAUUUCAAAAGUAGAAGGGUGGCUCCUCCCCCAAGCGCCCCCCCCCCCUACUUCUACAGCACUGUUUCAAAGUAUCGUUUCCGACUCUUCAGGUUACCAUGCAUAUAGCCUAUUACAUAUAGUUGUUUCAACACUUUUAUCUCGCAGAUCUACAAUUUGUUUUAAGCACGAAUUGUAGAUUUUUUAUGUACUUACGCAGCUUUGAAUUUUGUACGACUGUUAGUUUUAAGACUUUUAGCUGUGCUAAUGAAAAAUAAAUAAAUUUUUAUCGUCACAGCGAA